Messenger RNA from Scylla paramamosain (green mud crab), 2672 nucleotides. RefSeq names its product cannabinoid receptor type 1A-like. Gene Ontology annotation, cellular component: membrane. The coding region runs from base 860 to 2074 and encodes 404 amino acids. Lineage: Eukaryota; Metazoa; Arthropoda; Malacostraca; Decapoda; Portunidae. Gene Ontology annotation, molecular function: G protein-coupled receptor activity. The transcript has 2 exons. The record is from RefSeq and is a predicted model, not a curated record. Gene Ontology annotation, biological process: G protein-coupled receptor signaling pathway.
CGCCUCUUCCUCCUCUUCUUCCUUCUCGAAUUACCUUAAUCCAUUCAUUGUUUCACUCAUUACAGUAUUUCAUUAUCCUGUCGUUGUCAGCCACAAUAACCUCAGCCUUUUUUUCACCAAGCAGACCUUAUGACUUGGUGAGCCACAGUGUAAAUAUCCGGUAGGAGGGAACAUUUUUCAGUCCUCAGUAUCACCCAGGAUGAAAGGUGGGGACGUUGCGUAAUUGUGAUGAAAGAUAUAAUGCAUCCUGUCCCCCUUUAUGCCUCUGAGUGCGUGUUCAUCAGCGCUUCACUUGCUGCGUAACCUGAGUCUUCUAGCCAGCUUAGUGUCUUCCCCUCCACUACCCCGUCCCCUCCCACCCACUGCCACCCUCUCCCUCCUUGAAUGGCUCUCAUAAACUUGUGGGGUCAGUGUGUGCCUACCUUCAGUUCGGGCCACAGAAAGGAGGCAGCUAAGGAGUGAUGGAGAAUGUGCUUGCGUGCUGGAUUGCAUGUCUCUCUGUGUGUACGUGUGCGUGUGCGCUUACUGACGGAAAAUGAGGAAAAACGAGUAAAUCGAAGUUCAUAAAAGGUCCCAUGCUUUUUAUGCUUUUUCAUCGCCGUUAUUUCUGGGAAUGCGCUGUUUUUUCCUGUGAGGUGACGCAGGGGCAGUGUGGCCGGCAGACGGAUAGUGUGUGUUCUACCACCACCAUCAUCCCCUCAGCACUGCGGGACGAGAAGAGAUAAAGCAUCGCGUGAAGAUCACAAGCCUCCAUGUCGCAGUAGCACAAUAAGAUCGGAAUCCCUCGUGUCCAAGUUGAGAGGGGAUCAGAGCAUCCUUGCCCGAGCACUGAGAGGAUCAGGAACUGUCAAGGGGGAUCAUGAACUCCUCCGUGUCAACUUCACCUGCGACAGGCACCGCGGGGACCACCAUGGACGACGAGAGCUGCAAGGACGACUGUUAUCUGCUGAAUCUGCUGAAUGAGCGCUCACACGUGGCCAUCAUCGCCUCCCGGUUACCACUGUCCUUAAUGCUGGGGGUCUUCUCCGGGAUAACCGUUCUGGUGACGCGGCGCACGGCUACACUGAUGGAGCGGCCGUCUGCUACACUCAUCACCAAUCUAGGAGUCACGGGGGCGCUGAUCGGUGGCAUCGUCUUCGUGGUCACAAUGCUGAAUCUUGUGAUGUACUUGUCCCUCAAAGCUAUAGUGGUUCUGGGGAUUGUGCUGCCUCGCACACUACACAUCGCGAUCUCCCUGACACUCACCUGCCUCACUCUAGACCGCUACCUGGCUCUCUGUCGCCCCUUGAGGUACCACGCCCUCCUCACAGACUCCCGGUGCUUUGUGCUAGUGGUCCUUUCCUGGCUCAUACCUAUCACUAUACUAGGCGUGGCUUGCAUCUACGGGAGGACCUUUAAACCAUGCACUGAUAUCCGGCCAUUCCUCGUGAUCUACCUCGUUAUGUUCAACUCUGCCAUUGCCACUAUGGUCGUCAUGUACUUCCUGAUUGCAAGGGAAUUCCGGCGGCCGCUAGAAGGCUCUGUGUUUCGGGAGGAGAUGGUCGCUGUGCGCCGCCGAACUGCCAAGGAGCUGAUGGUAGUGGUACUGCUCAACCUCCUGCUGGCGACUCCGGAUGUAGCGAUGCAGAUAUUCCUACUGAACUGCCCCGAGACACUGCCCGAGAUGUACUACGUGGUGCCGCAACUCCUGCUGGUUCACCUCCUCUGCUUCUACCCGCUCUACGCCUGGAAGAACCUCGACUUCCGCAAGGGAAUGCUGGAGACCUUCACCUCCUACAAGAACUCCCUCGCCAGUCUGCUAAGGGGGAUAUGCCAGUGGUCCUUCACCAGAGAGUCCUUCGCUAGGUUAUCCAGGACUUCCUCCAGCACGGCGUCCUCUGGUGUGUUGCUCUCUCCUUCUGCCACGACUAUGACUACCACUACUACUACUGCUACUGCUACUACUGCAGCUGCUACUACUGCGACUCCUACCACUAGUACUGCUGCGUUGUCCACAUCCACGUCUUCAUCCUCCUUGCCGUCUGUCGCCGCUGUCACGCCCUCAGAGGAAGAUAAUGCGGUGUUUUUUACAUGACGUUUGUGAUGAAGAUUAAAAGUGCUUCAUAGUAAAAUAUAAUUGUGUUUCAUUCCAUAUUUAUCUACGUUUAUCUCCAGUGAUCAUUAUUUUCUUACUACUACUACUACUACUACUACUACUACUACUACUACUACUACUACUACUACUACUGGUACUAUUACUACUACUACUACUACUACUACUACUACUACUACUACUACUACUACUACUGCUACUAUUACUACUACUACUGCUUCUAUUAUAAUUUCACUGUUUUCUUAAUUAGUAUAGAUUGCAGUUCUUGUUUUCGCCAGAGUGUUAUCUUGCAUCCAUAAACAUGCCUGCUUAUCCGUGUGUGUGUGUGUGUGUGUGUGUGUGUGUGUGUGUGUGUGUGUGUGUGUGUGUGUGUGUGUGUGUGUGUGUGUGUGUGUGCGUGCGUGCGUCAUUUCCGUUAUUGUUGAUUGUUACAUUUCCAAAUAACGUGAUUUUAUGAUAAUAAUAGUAAUAAUUAUAAUAAUAAUAAUAAUAAUAAUAAUAAUAAUAAUAAUAAUAAUAAUAAUAAUAAUGAUAAUAGUAAUGAUAAUAAAACGUGAUUUUUAAUGUGGGUAUCAUUUCC